AAUACAACUCUACAGCACUGUAUGAAAAAUAAAAAUAGAGUUAUAGAAUAAGUAUUGAAUUAGUGCUUCUCUCUUUAAAAGCCAUGUCCAAGUCUACUGCAGCACGAUGGGUGAAGUUUUUCAAUGCCGGGGGGAUUCCGUCCCCAGCAGCGGCUAGCUAUGCUCACAUAUUUGUCGAAAACCGCAUACAGGAUGACAUGUUGCUUGAUUUAAAUAAGGAAUACUUACGUGAGAUGGGCAUCACGCCUAUGGGCGACAUAAUUGCGAUAUUGCGUCAUGCCAAACAAGUUAGCGAGCAACAUGUACUCGACAAAGUACUCAUAACAGAUGCGCCUUCGCCCAAAUCCAAGGCUAAGACCAAAAACCUAGUUAGUGCAACUACUGCAUCGCCGAUAUCAGCAUCAACAGUUGUCAAUGCUAGUGCCAAUAAAGUCUCACCACCAGCAAAGCCAGCGCGACGCGUGCUGCCGGAGCAUGAAGGCAAAUAUAAAGUUACUUUGCCAUCGGGCACAACAGAGCGGAGCAAGCAAAUUCUGGCCAAGCGGGAGCAGUUAUACUCGGAUCGUGUUACUAGCACCAAGAAAACCGAUGUUUUUGCGCGCUUACACAAGAGCAAGUGCGACGAUGAUGCUCAGGAGGGCAUUGUCUCCAGCAGCGCCGAGAGUAACGUGCGCGUGCACAUUACCGGCGUUCACAAUACAUCUACCGGCAAAAUAGCCGCCUCUUCUAGCAAUAACUCGGUGUUUGCACGGCUCGGAGGCAAGCAAUCCUUGGAUUCAGUACAGCAAAAUACAGUUGUGGCCAAGGAGAUAAAAUCGAUUUUGAAAAACACCAAAAGCACCACCGGAGGCAGUAUCAUCAAGCGCAACACGUCAAUAGUGAAGGCUAAAACUACAGCAGCGCCACUGGCACGAUCACAGCAGAAGGUGAUGCUUGUCCACAAGGUGCCAUUGAAAUGUGGUGAUGAUAGCGACGAUGACAGCAUGGAUGAUGAUGAUUUAAGAGAGGCGGGCAGUGAUAUAGACAGCGAAGGUAGCGAAAGUGAACAGGACGUUGUUAUGGCAGCACCUGUUGAGAAAAUUGUUAAAUUCGCAUCCACUGCGGAAGUGCGAGAAAUCGCACCAAAUACGCCAUAUAAAGCGCGUGGCAAUAGCAACUUUGCGCGGAACAUAAAGUCCCGAUUGGGCAUGGUAUCCAAGCUACAUGCCACACGCAAGACAUACAAUCUCAAAGCGUCUCCGCCAAAGAAACCAGGCGCGCGCCUGAGUCCUGUGAAAGGAAAGGCAAUACGCAUGCGUAGCGAUGAGCUGCUCACACGACAGGAUACGCUGCCGGUGCACAAGCGUCUGGGCUCGUCGGCCACCGCUGCACAGCCUCCUACAUCGCAUCGAAAUCAGCAGCGCGAUCAAAAGCAUUUUGCACCACGGCGAACUUCGAGCGUGAAUGCCGGCAAUAGGCCAAGGGGUCAACCGAGCUCGGUUUUUGAUCGCCUGGGAUUUAAUAAAUCUCUGUAGAUUUUAAAUCGACCCUAAAGUAAUCGUUUAAGAGUUCUAUUUAAAUCGGUUUAAAAGUAAAUGCUUGCUAUCAUCAAAUACAAUGCACCUUAAAU
Messenger RNA from Drosophila arizonae, 1609 nucleotides. RefSeq lists its product as uncharacterized. Gene Ontology annotation, molecular function: protein binding. Gene Ontology annotation, cellular component: nucleus. NCBI's taxonomy places the organism in Eukaryota, Metazoa, Arthropoda, Insecta, Diptera, Drosophilidae. The record is from RefSeq and is a predicted model, not a curated record.